Messenger RNA from Pectinophora gossypiella (pink bollworm), 1342 nucleotides. RefSeq names its product serine protease inhibitor 2.1-like. The coding region runs from base 53 to 1267 and encodes 404 amino acids. The transcript is spliced from 3 exons. Gene Ontology annotation, molecular function: serine-type endopeptidase inhibitor activity. The record is from RefSeq and is a predicted model, not a curated record. Lineage: Eukaryota; Metazoa; Arthropoda; Insecta; Lepidoptera; Gelechiidae.
UAGAUUUUGACCACAAUCUGUAGUUGCUAGCUUGAAAGCAAACACUGCAGUCAUGGCGACGAAGUUAUUCCUAAUUUUACCAUUUAUAACUUUAUUAAUACCGUCAGGUUUCGCCCAGUGUAAUAAAGAGAAGGCGUUACCGUAUUUCCGUCGGUCUGUCUACGAGUUUUCGUUGAAUUUGAUCAGUAGGAUAGCGCAGGAGAAUGAGAAUCAUUUUGUCGCGUCUGGCUUGUCUCCUUGGACGCUACUCUCGGCUGUAUCGCUGGGCGCCGCUGACGACACCUUGGAUGAAAUUAGGCAGGUCCUAAGACUGCAUCGCCACAAAUGCUUCAACUCGAAGUUCUUCGAGUUGGCUCAGGAUCUGACAGCCGGUGACGAGGACACCGUCCUGGAACGAAGCUCAACCUGUUUCGUGGACAACCGGUUGCCUCUGAACCAGGUGUUCAGAGAUAGAAUCAAGAAGACCAAAAUCACGGGUCUGGAGGAGUUACAAUUCGACGACUUCACAGUUGUUGCUAACACAAUCAACAACUACGUCAGCGCCGCAACUCACGGUAACAUCAACGAAAUCGUAGAACCAGCUGAACUGCAAGGGGUUUACAUAAUCCUCAUAGAUGCCUUAUUCUUCAAAGGCGCUUGGAAGCAUCAAUUCUCACCAGAAGAGACGGAAUACAGCGCUUUUUAUGACGAAAGGGGCAAUCAAAUCGGCGACGUCCAACUGAUGUUUAGAAAUCAUAAAGUUAAUUACACCUACGUCAACCAAAUUGGUGCUUCUGCUCUUGAGCUGCCCUAUGGGACCAACGAUAGGUUCUCAAUGUUGCUCUUACUGCCUCAACAAGGAAACACUGUAUCCUCCGUCCUUGACAACAUGAAGAGCAUAACCCUAUCAACCAUCUUCAAGUUAUUCGAGCAAACUGGCCUUGAGAACGUCGUCAUCCAAAUCCCUCGCUUCACAAUAACUUCAGAAUUAAAUAACAUGAAGGAAUGGCUAACAGAUAUGGGUUUGAAGACAAUGUUCGAUAGUAACCUGGCAAAGUUCCCUGAUAUAUCGGAUUAUAGUUUGUAUAUAUCGGAAAUUGUGCAGAAGGCUACUGUGACGGUGAAUGAGGAAGGUACGGAAGCCAGUGUGGUUACUGCUGCGGAGUUUGAAGGCAGAUCGAUGUCUCCUCAAUUCACCGCUAACAGGCCGUUCCUGUUCAUGAUUGUGGAUAAGCAGCUGGAGUUGGCGUUAUUUACUGGAGCUUAUUCUAAGCCUAGUGCUAUAUAAAUACAUGACUAAAUUAAACCAGUCUUUUUUAAUAUAAAAUAAGAAGAAAAUAAAUGUAUUGCCAGUAACAGUUUA